This is a messenger RNA of Molossus molossus (Pallas's mastiff bat), 1113 nucleotides long. RefSeq names its product 5-hydroxytryptamine receptor 1F (gene HTR1F). The record is from RefSeq and is a predicted model, not a curated record. Bases 13 to 1113 code for a protein of 366 amino acids. The transcript has a single exon. NCBI's taxonomy places the organism in Eukaryota, Metazoa, Chordata, Mammalia, Chiroptera, Molossidae. Gene Ontology annotation, cellular component: plasma membrane; dendrite. Gene Ontology annotation, biological process: chemical synaptic transmission; G protein-coupled receptor signaling pathway, coupled to cyclic nucleotide second messenger. Gene Ontology annotation, molecular function: G protein-coupled serotonin receptor activity; neurotransmitter receptor activity.
ACACAAAAAGAAAUGGACUUCUUCAACUCAUCUGAUCAAAAUUUGACCUCAGAAGAACUAUUCAACAAAAUGCCAUCCAAGAUUCUGGUGUCCCUCACUCUCUCCGGGCUGGCCCUGACAACAACAACCAUCAACUCUCUUGUUAUCGCUGCAAUUAUUGUGACCCGGAAGCUGCACCACCCAGCCAACUAUUUAAUUUGCUCCCUGGCAGUUACAGAUUUUCUCGUAGCUGUCCUGGUGAUGCCUUUCAGCAUUGUGUAUAUUGUGAAGGAGAGCUGGAUUAUGGGCCAAGUGGUCUGUGACAUUUGGCUGAGUGUCGACAUCACGUGCUGCACGUGCUCCAUCCUGCAUCUCUCUGCCAUAGCUUUGGAUCGGUAUCGGGCCAUCACAGAUGCUGUGGAGUACGCCAGGAAAAGGACUCCCAAGCAUGCUGGCAUUAUGAUUACGGUAGUUUGGAUUAUAUCUGUUUUUAUCUCCAUGCCUCCUCUGUUCUGGAGGCACCAAGGAACCAGUCGAGAUGAUGAGUGCAUCAUCAAACACGACCACAUUGUUUCCACUAUUUACUCAACAUUUGGAGCUUUCUACAUCCCAUUGACAUUGAUUUUGAUCCUCUACUACAAAAUAUAUAAAGCAGCAAAGACAUUAUACCACAAGAGAAAAGCAAGUAGGAUUUCCAAGGAGGAGCUUAAUGGCCAAGUGCUUUCGGAGAGUGGUGAGAAGAGCACUAGACUGGUCUCCACACCCUACGUGCUAGAAAAGUCUUUAUCUGAUCCAUCAACAGACUUUGAUAAAAUUCACAGCACAAUGAAAAGUUCCAGGUCUGAAUUCAAGCAUGAGAAAUCUUGGAGAAGACAAAAGAUUUCAGGCACAAGAGAACGUAAAGCAGCCACUACCCUGGGAUUGAUUUUGGGUGCAUUUGUGAUAUGUUGGCUUCCUUUUUUUGUAAAAGAAUUGGUUGUUAAUGUCUGUGAAAAGUGUAAAAUUUCUGAAGAAAUGUCAAAUUUUUUGACAUGGCUUGGAUAUCUCAAUUCCCUUAUAAAUCCACUAAUUUAUACAAUCUUUAAUGAAGAGUUCAAAAAAGCAUUCCAAAAACUUGUGCGAUGCCGAUGUUAG